AUGGUUUUGGAGGAUUUUGGUAUGGAAGAAGAAAUCAUAGCCGAUUUGGAGUUGAGUUAUCUACCUGCUGAGUUGAUCAAUACAUCAGGAUGUCCACCUGUGAUCAUUGCAAACGAUCGACAGUUUCAGAAUUUUGUUCGCUUUGUUCAAAAGAGUAAUUAUACUCGAUUGUGUGUAAAAUGUAAAGCCAAGGCUGAGAAUCCGAAUGAAGCAGCCUUUGAUCUUAACAAAUCGCCAGCCGAUCCAUGUACUGAUGAAGAGGAAGAAAACUCGUUUGACAGUGGGGACGAAUCAGCUCAUGUGUAUGCUGAGAGGCAGAGCGAGAAGAAGAAUGAAAAGCGGAAAGGAGUCGCAGUUGAUGAGGAUGGGGACUAUGAUGCUGAUACCAUGAUCUCUAAAAAAGAGAACAUACAUAAUAUGUCAAAGUUUUCUCUGCUCCAUGCGACUUUCGAGAUAUGUGCAAUGAAGCAUAACUUUGACUACCAGGUUAUCAAAAUGGAUAGACAACUUUGGUAUGUUAGAUGUGCGGAUAAUGCAUGCAAUUGGGGUGCUCGAGCAGAGUGUCUGAAGGAUUCUACAUAUUUCAUGAUCAAGAAGUAUGUCGGUAAACAUACAUGCGCACCUUCAAGCAAAACCAAAGCGGGUAAGACUGCUUCGGCAAAAACUAUAGGUAGUCUGAUUAUGCAUAAGUAUGAAGACGUCAAGGAAGGGCAGAAAUGUAAUGAUAUCAUACAGAUUAUGCGUAGUGAUCAUGGAUGUGAGAUCUCAAAAUCUUUAGCAUGGGAUGCGCGUGAAUAUGCGAUCAAUGCAAUUAGAGGUAUUCCAGAGAGAAGUUAUGGGAAAAUACCAAAAUACUUGCACAUGCUGAGAGAGGCUAAUCCAAGUACACACUCAUCUUACGAGAUUGACGGAAAUGGGAAUUUUCGGUACCUGUUUAUUGCAUUUGGGCAAUCGAUAAGAGGAUUUAACAGAGUCAUGAGGCAGGUUAUUGUGAUCGAUGGGACAUUUUUGAAGAAUAAAUACAAAGGAAUUUUACUGGUUACAACUGCUGUAGACGGAAAUUCUAAUAUGUAUCCUAUUGCGUUUGGAAUAGUCGACUCAGAGAAUGAGCGUUCUUGGGAAUGGUUUAUGAGACAACUUAAGGUUGUCAUUGCAGAUGAUCAUAAUUUGGCUUUUAUUUCAGACAGACAUGGGUAUAUCGCUAAGGCACUUGAAAAUGUGUAUCCAUCAGCUAGACACGGUAUUUGUAUUCAUCAUUUGUUGAAUAAUGUGGUCACAUAUUUCCAUGGGAAAGGACUUGCUGGGUUGGUUUCAAAGGCGUCCAAGGCUUAUCGAGUUUCUGAGUUUGAGAAGACAUUUGCUAAUGUGUGUAAUAUCAAUCCGGCAAUUGGAAAUUACCUAAGGGAAGCUAAUGUGCAAAAAUGGGCUAGAUGCCAAUUCCCUGGAUACAGAUACGACAUAAGGACAACCAAUCCUGAUGAAUCUAUCAACUCUGCUUUGCGUUCACCGAGAGAGUAUCCAGUCAUUCCUUUGUUGAACAGUAUCAGGGAAAUGUUGACAUGGUGGUUUUAUGAGCGUAAGAAACUGAUUUCAAAGCAUAAACAUCCUUUGACCAAAGAUGUAGAGAAAAAGAUAGGCAGGAGAAUCGGGAAAUGCUCCACAUUUGUAGUUUACCCUUACAACCUUAUGAAGAUCCCUUGUAGGCACGCAAUUAAAGCUGGUUUUCAUGUUGGAAGAGAGCCACACACAUUGACUGAUUUGAUGUAUACGACAGGAGCUUGGAGAGAAGCUUAUCAAGAAAGCAUAAAUCCUAUUGAUGUUCCCGAGGAUGUUUGGUCUAUACCAGAAGAUGUUAAGAAAGUCAUUGUUCUACCACCAGAGACAAGAAGAUCAGUUGGAAAGAAAAGAAAACGCAGAUAUGAAACUGUGGAAGACAAAAUUCUGUCAUCGCAAAUAUCACGAAAGAAGCAGCCUUGGAAGUGUAGUAGAUGUGGUAUUAGUGGGCACAACAGAGCAACUUGUAAAGUUGCUCUGUUCAAGUAUGCAAGUGGUGGUAAAUGGCGAGCUAGGCGAGCUUAUUUCUAA
Messenger RNA from Brassica napus (rape), 2085 nucleotides. RefSeq lists its product as uncharacterized. The record is from RefSeq and is a predicted model, not a curated record. The coding region runs from base 1 to 2085 and encodes 694 amino acids. The transcript has 4 exons. NCBI's taxonomy places the organism in Eukaryota, Viridiplantae, Streptophyta, Magnoliopsida, Brassicales, Brassicaceae.